Molecule: messenger RNA, 3163 nt
Organism: Rhagoletis pomonella (apple maggot)
Lineage: Eukaryota; Metazoa; Arthropoda; Insecta; Diptera; Tephritidae
Product: serine-rich adhesin for platelets-like
Biological process (GO): neuron projection development; calcium-mediated signaling; actin filament organization
Cellular component (GO): dendrite; cytoplasm; postsynaptic density
Molecular function (GO): actin filament binding
Source: RefSeq, a predicted model, not a curated record
CCUUCUUUUGUUAUUAUUUUUCGCAUAAUUGGACAAAUUAUUGUGCUGGUGUGUUUUUAGAAAAAUGAAAGUGUACGCAAGCAAAAUGACGACUCUCAAAGCACUAUUGAACGCACCUCUUCAACGCCAAAAUGGAGAAAUCCAUACAUUCGACGCCAGCUGGUAAAGUUUCGCAAAUUGCGAAUCUUUUCCAGCGUAAACCUAUCGAAAUACAGCCGGUGGAACAGUUAAGCGCCGCUGCAGCUGCUGCUGCCGCUGCCGCCGCCGCCGCCGCCGCAGCAGUUAAUCAGCAACAACAAGCCAUUGGUGUUGGAAUACCGGCUACAGUUGUACGCACCGAAUCUCAUUCUGCUCGUUUCAAUAAUGCACGCGCGCUUUUCGAAAAGCUCGGCGUGGAGAACAAUUCGAAUUCGAAUGUGAAAAUGUCACGUUCCGGCUCGCGUGACGAUAAUCUUUGUGAGGGCAAUAGCUCGGAUCGUUCAUCGUCGCGUUCCUCAGAUCGUUCGAUAUCGCCACCGAAACGUCGUUCACCCUUUCCACCAGGUUGCAAUGUAGCCGCUUCAUUGGCGAACAAUAAUAAUUGUGCACUGCAAGUUAAUGGCGGUUUAGCGCUGAGUAAUAGUAAGUUUAUCGUAGAACCGGGUACGAAGCUACAUCACAAUAUUGCACGUCACAAAUCCGAAGACGGUGUGCUAAGCAGCUCAUCGGUGGUCGGCGGUGUUAGUGCCAUACUAUCGGCUGGUGGUGGUAGUGUCGACAAGCCGGAGAAACCGGAACGUAAAUUCAAUUCACGCGAACUAAUUGAGAAACAAAAGAAAUGGACUUCACAUUUUACGAAAACAAAAUCAAAUCGAACGCAUAGCGACCAAAAUCGUUGUGACAUUAUCCGAACUGUGCCAGGCACAACGCUCUUUUCCGGUUCGGCCAUACAAAUGAAGGAUAAGGAAAAGGAGAGAGAGAAAGAGAAAGACAGGGAGCGUGAAAGGGAGCGGGAAAAAGAGAAUGCCAAUAUUGCCGUUACCGUUGCCACCGCCUCACCAAACGUCAAUCACAAGCCAAGCGCUGCGAAUGCUGCGGUAACCAGCAUGGAACAGCUACGUUCACCCAUUUUGGCUGCUGCACAACAGCAUCAGCAAGCACAGGAUCAUCCACCCAGUCCACCGGUACGUCACACUGUCGUACCGCCUGAGAUAAAACCGCGUAGUACCAAUAAAAUUGGUAGCCCCAUAAAAUCGCCACCAUUGCCACCCAUACCAGCUGCCAAACCGAAGAACCUAAGUCCAAUUAAGUUUAACCCAGAACGUGUACGUUCGCCCACAAAACUGGCUGAUGCAACGCAGCCGCCUCCACCACCUGCCAAAUCGGCUGCUGUUACGGCAGCUCUACAGCGUUCACUUGAUGAGCAGCAACAAGCCGCUGCCGCUGCCUCGACAACUGCACCUGUGCCACCAGAAAAGCCACGCAAAAAAUCAAUUGAUCUCAUUGAGGGCGAGGAUAGGCUAACGCCAUCUUCGCCCACUUCAGCGACAUUCCAGUAUGUGGCUAUAGCCGCAAAGCGUGGUUCGGUGGAUAGUUUGGGUGGUGGCGCAAAUGGCCUAAGCGGUAGCAUUAAUUCGGCUACAUCAUCUUCGCCAGCCGCCAGCGCUUCGUCGGGUCCAUGUUCACCAGUCUACACCGAAGACGAGAAGCAAGAGAAUGAAUCGACUGAGAAAUCAGAAAUGCAGCAGUAUUACAACAGUAUGCCACGUUCGCGUCGCAGCGAUAACGAAGGACGCUCCAACAAAUCCGAACGUCAGGAUGUCACCGAUGUCAUGAUGAAAAAUCAGCAGCAGCAGCAGCAGCAAAUUCAAGUCCAAAAUCAUUCCAAUGCCAUGUCACCCCAACGUUCAUUAUCCGCAGCUGCAUCGUCCGCAUCGUCGUCUGCGUCGACGGCAGCAUCCACAAAACGUAUCUCCUCAAGUAUCUCCGUGCAAUUGCCAGCCGCUGGCUUAGGCUCACGCCCACCCAGCAUCAUUUCUACAAGCACCAGUCUCGACGAGGGUGGCUUCAAUGAACCCUCACCCGAGAUCAAAGCCAAACUAAAGCCCGCAUACGACUUUGAAACGGUCAAUGGACGAGCGGUGAGUGGCGUGAGUGCCGACGUCGACGAAUGCGACCGCAGUCAGCCAACAGCGAAUGAGGAGGCAGAGAAGCCCAGUUUGAAUUAUGUUGAUGUGGGCUAUCGUCUCAACCCGGAUGGUAGUGAAUCGCAUGAGGUUUUUGGCGAAUCCGAGCUGUACGACACGGCUAAAGUGACUGAAAUGCACAAGAAAUUCCAUGCCAACGGAUUUGCGCAAGAAACGACGACUGUUUAUGCGACCAUAAAAACUGAGGUAACAACAGCCGCCGUUGAGCUGUACUAUCCAGGUGGGAAGCUAGCUAAGGAGCGAGAACGCGUUGGAGCUAGCUUAUUGCAUUCGCCCACAAAAUCUAUUGGCAGCGGCAGUGCCGGCCUCAGUGGUUCACCGGUGAAAUCGGCGGCGAUCUCGUCACCGCCAGUUGGUGUGGUUUCGCCCAUACGCCGGCGCAGCUCAGAUGUGAGUGUGAAGUCAACACCGCCCAUCUCGCCAACAUCAAUCGGCAGCGGUAGUGGCAGUUGCAGCGGCACCGGCACCGCAAAUUCGACAUCGACCAACAAUACGCGCUCAAUUCCGUCGAUUGCUGUGGCAGUGGCGGGCAAGGGGGUGGUGACACCCAUCGCCUCGCUUGCUGCACAGGAGGAGGAGUUCGAUAGCUCUGAGUUGCCGGCAUUGCCUGAGCGACCACCACCAUUGAGUGCAGUACAACACGCAACUAUAGCGACUGCAGUCGGCGUUGGUGGUGGGCCAUGUAGCGCUUUAGAUAUGCAGGAUCUGGAGUAUGCAGACAGCAGUGCUGGGGAAGAUGAAGAUGAUUUGAUGCGCGCAAUUGGGGACGACGAUGAUGACGAUGAAGACGAAGUGCUGCAAGUGGAGGUGAGCGAAGCAACGCUGACGACAGUAGCCGAGGAGGGUGAGGAGGAGGAAAAACAGACGAUUGUUGUGGCAGCGGCCGGUGCGGUGGCGGCAGAUGUAGCAAUACCGCGCGAGGACAGUCUACCGGAUGACAUGACUGCCGACGAAGCUGAGCGACUGUUGAGCUCGAG